GGAUGCAACAAAAUACAUUCGCAACUUCAAGGAGUUGCGAUGGCUCGGAAACUAUUAAGCCUAGUUGCGUGCUUGUGCUGGCUGCUUGCCGGGACGCAAGCCGAUUCGGCCAAGAACAAGGCGAAGGAACAGGACGAGAACUGGUGGCGCCAUGAGGUCUUCUAUCAGAUCUAUCCCAGAUCCUUCAUGGACAGCAACGGCGAUGGCAUCGGCGAUCUUAAGGGCAUCACCUCCAAGCUGUCGUACUUCGUGGAGACAGGCAUCACGGCCAUUUGGCUGAGUCCCAUUUACAGGUCGCCCAUGGUUGACUUUGGCUACGACAUCUCUGACUACAGGGACAUUCAUCCGGACUACGGCACCUUGGACGACUUUGACGAGCUGAUCGCCACCGCCACCAAGCUGGGCAUUAAGGUCAUACUCGACUUUGUGCCCAAUCACUCCUCCGAUCAGCACGAAUGGUUCAAGAAGUCCGCUGCUCGAGUGCCUGGCUACGAGGAUUUCUAUGUGUGGGAAGAUGCCAAGCCGGGUGAAGGCGGCGAGGAGCGUGCACCGCCCAACAAUUGGGUGUCUGUGUUCUCUGGCUCCGCCUGGGAAUGGCACGACGAGCGCAAACAAUAUUAUCUGCGUCAAUUCACCAAGGGACAGCCCGAUCUGAACUAUCGCAAUCCGGCUGUGCUGCAGGCCAUGGACGCUGUUCUGUUGUACUGGCUGAAAAGGGGCGUGUCCGGCUUCCGUAUCGAUGCCGUCAUCUAUGUCUACGAGGAUGAAAAGCUCCGCGACGAGCCCUUGAGUGGCAAAACAGCCGAUGCCAACUCCGUUGAUUAUCUGGACCACAUCUACACAAGGAAUCAAGAGGAAUGCUACGGUCUAAUUCAGCACUGGCGGAAACUGCUCGACGACUAUACGGUCAAGAAUCCGGGUCCAGCGCGCAUUAUGAUGACCGAGGGCUAUGCGGAGCUGUCGCAACUGAUGGACUACUACGAGGAUGAGAAUGGCGUGCAGGGCGCCAAUUUUCCCUUCAACUUCGACUUCAUAACCGAGCUGAAUGCGGAGUCUACGGCGCAGGAUUUCGUCUUCUAUAUUCAGAGAUGGUUGAUCUACAUGCCGCCUGGACACGCAGCCAACUGGGUCAUGGGCAAUCACGACAAUCCGCGCGUUGCUUCCCGCUAUGGCGCGCAAUCAGUGGACGCCAUGAAUAUGCUACUGAUGACUCUCCCGGGCAUUGGGAUUACCUACAAUGGCGAGGAGCUGGGCAUGGAGGACUAUCGUGACAUUAGCUGGAACGAUACAGUGGAUCAGCCCGCAUGUGAGGCUGGUGAGGAGAACUACAAGUGGGUUUCACGCGAUCCCGAGCGCACGCCCAUGCAGUGGAGCGAUGAGAAGAAUGCUGGCUUCUCCACGGCCGAUUCCACCUGGCUGCCUGUCCACCCGAACUAUGAGGAGCUGAAUCUCGUCAAUCAGCAGCUGGCUCCGUCUAGCCACUAUAAGGUCUACCAGUCGCUGAUCAAGCUGAGGAGCUCGAAGGUGCUAAAGGACGGCACAUACACAGCCCAGGCUCUGAAUCGACGUGUGUUUGCACUCAAGCGCGAGCUGAAGGGCCAGCCCAGCCUGUUGACCGUCGUGAAUGUGAGCAAUCGCACCCAGCAAGUCGAUGUGAGCAACUUUAUCGAUUUACCCAAUCGUCUGACCCUUCUCGUUGUCGGAGUCAACUCCCAGUACCGAGUGGGCGAGCGUCUCAAGCCAGCUGAAAUCAGAUUGUCACCCCAUGAGGGUCUAGUUAUACAGCUUAGGCCUAGCAAGUAACUGAACAUAUUGCGAGGGCUACAAAUAAAGGUUAUUAUCAAAAAUGUA
Messenger RNA from Drosophila hydei, 1851 nucleotides. RefSeq names its product maltase 1. Lineage: Eukaryota; Metazoa; Arthropoda; Insecta; Diptera; Drosophilidae. Gene Ontology annotation, biological process: carbohydrate metabolic process. The coding region runs from base 40 to 1803 and encodes 587 amino acids. The transcript has 3 exons. The record is from RefSeq and is a predicted model, not a curated record.